Molecule: messenger RNA, 1560 nt
Organism: Mesorhabditis spiculigera
Lineage: Eukaryota; Metazoa; Nematoda; Chromadorea; Rhabditida; Rhabditidae
Source: the annotation of a GenBank genome assembly
AUGGCUGAUGGAUACAAGACGGACUUGACGCAAACCGAUCAGACGCCGUCGGUGCGCCGAAAAACGAGUUCGAAAGAGCCGGAUAAAGAAAAUAAAACGCCGCCACGUACCCCGAUCGUCACCAGGACCAGGGACAAGGCCACCAUCACCACCACUCAAAUUGAAAACUCGCAGCGGCGCACCAAGGAAGUCACCCGGGAUGCACCAUCAAAACGGCAUGCCGUGUCGAAGAAGCGUGAGAGGCGCGAAAUAACCCAAGCCACGACGGUGAUCGGCUCAAAAGAAAAGAUACCAGAGCAGUCGAAGCGCCAUGGCGUCGCGGGCAGCGGCGGGUCUGGCCGGAAGGAGAAGGGCGUCCGACUCGUCUCACCGGAGGCCAAAGACGGCAACAACGUCAAGUCAUCCGCCAAGGCACCCAAUCUGCUCACUUCCCGUGAAAAGUCGAACGCACACACAUACUUGGCCCGCACCCAGAGCGCCUCCGCCGAAUAUGGGGUCUUUCGGCCGCCACAAGCCCGCCGAACCGCCACCCCGAUCGAGUACAACCCAAAGACCGACAACUUUGACUACCUGAAGUUCCUCGACAUGCACUAUGUGGAUGUUGGCCCUGGAGUUAAAACGAUCACCUACCGCGAAAAGGAUCUCCUUCACGUCAUCCGGGCUGCCACGUGGCGCUUCAAGGAGGAAAAGAUGCUGAUUGAUACAAUGGCCCCGGCUAUCAUCGUCGGCGACAUCCAUGGGCAAUUCAACGAUCUGGUCAGCAUAUUCCUGGUGAUGGGACGGCCACCUGCCAAAAAAUACGUCUUCCUCGGCGACUAUGUUGAUCGUGGAGCGAUGGCCGUCGAAUGCGCCGCGUUGCUAUUUGGCUACAAAGCAAAGUACCCGGAUCACAUUUUCCUGUUGAAGGGCAACCACGAGAAUGCGCGCACGAAUCGAAAAUAUGGAUUUCAGCAAGUCUGCCACAACCGGACGGAUCUCGACGGGAUCAAGCUGUGGGCUGCAAUGCAGCGAGCAUUCAACUAUCUGUCCGUGGCGGCCCUCGUUUCCGACAAGAUCCUCUGCGUGCACGGCGGCAUCACCCCGCAUCUCACAUCGUUCGACGUUCUCCGCCAACACCCCAAGCCGGUCCGGAAUCCGUACCAGGGUCUCUGCUCGGAUAUGGUGUGGUCGGACCCCGACACCGCCUACGACUUUUGGCGCCCAAACUCGCGCGGCUGCGGAUUCUUCUUUGGACGAAGGACGACCGAAGACUUUUGCGAGCGGUUUGGCAUCGACAUGAUCGUCCGCGGCCAUCAGGUGUGCUUGGAGGGCUACUCGACGCUGUGGGACAAGCGCGUCGUCACCAUCUUCUCGGCGCCCUGUUACACCAAUGAUUACAAGAAUGCUGGUUGCGUGUUGAAGGUGGCGGCCAAUCUGGAAUGCGAGCUCGUCGCGCUCGUCCCCGACUAUCCGGGAAGCUUCGCCGGGUGCCAAGAACGUCUCGAGAUUUCGAAGCGUCUCUGGGACCCAUCGCUUGAAGUGUUCCCUGAAAGCGGCGAGCCACCGAAGCCGAUCAUCCGC